AAAAUGUCUAGCAGCUUCUAGUAAAACCUUCACACUUCCAGUUGUCUCUUUCGCCUCAACAAAAAGGCCAUUCCCACUCCAAAUUUUUCCUCAGAUAUCUGUUUCCGACCCAAAAAAAAAGCACAAUCGUUCUUCCGAUUACGAACUCCAUAUAUCAAUUACAUAUUCUUAUAUCAAUUUUUCUUCAAUUUUUGUUGAUCUUCAUCAAGUUUCGAGCAGAACCGUUUGUCAUUGUAUUGCUGAGCGUCCUAUUUUCGGCUUCUCUAUUGCUUGCAAGUACAGGACUCUGUUCACAAGGAAUUAAUUAACAGUUGAGAAUGAAUCCUGAGAAAUUUACCCACAAGACUAAUGAGGCCCUUGCUGGAGCACAUGAAUUGGCUGUGAAUGCUGGCCAUGCACAAAUCACCCCACUUCAUAUUGCUGCCUAUUUGUUAUCUGACGCAAAUGGAAUCUUCCGCCAAGCUUUGAACAAUGCUGGAGGUGGUGAAGAGGCUGCAAGAGCCGGUGAGAGGGUUGUGAAUCAGGCGUUGAAGAAGCUACCUUCUCAAUCCCCUCCUCCUGACGAUGUUCCUGCCAGUACGUCAUUGAUUAAGGCAAUAAGACGGGCACAAUCACUGCAGAAGUCCCGUGGCGAUUCACAUCUAGCAGUUGAUCAUUUGAUUUUGGGCCUUCUGGAGGAUUCCCAAAUUGCUGAUCUUCUGAAAGAAGCUGGACUUACUAUCUCUAAAGUGACUGCAGAGCUUAAGAAAUUGCGAGGCAAGGAUGAUAGAAAAGUGGAGAGUGCUUCAGGAGACUCAAAUUUCCAAGCACUUAAGACUUAUGGUCGGGAUCUUGUGGAGAUGGCUGGUAAGCUUGAUCCUGUAAUUGGAAGGGAUGACGAAAUUCGAAGGGUCAUUCGGAUUCUUUCCAGAAGGACCAAGAAUAAUCCAGUGCUGAUUGGAGAACCCGGUGUGGGAAAAACUGCAGUUGUUGAAGGGUUGGCCCAGAGAAUUUUUAGUGGUGAUGUUCCAAGCAACCUGGCUGAUGUGAGGGUAAUAGCACUGGAUAUGGGAGCACUGAUUGCCGGAGCCAAAUAUAGAGGUGAAUUUGAAGAGAGGUUGAAGGCUGUUUUGAAGGAAGUUGAGGAUGCUGAGGGGAAAGUCAUUCUCUUCAUCGAUGAAAUUCACCUAGUUCUGGGUGCUGGUAGAACUGAAGGGUCAAUGGAUGCUGCAAAUCUGUUCAAGCCAAUGCUUGCUAGAGGCCAGUUAAGAUGCAUUGGAGCCACAACAUUGGAUGAAUACAGGAAGUAUGUGGAGAAAGAUGCAGCAUUUGAGAGACGUUUCCAGCAAGUCUAUGUUGCUGAGCCUAGUGUGGCUGACACAAUCAACAUUCUUCGUGGGCUGAAGGAGAAAUAUGAAGCUCAUCAUGGUGUUCGAAUUCAAGAUCGAGCACUUGUUAUUGCUGCUCAACUCUCAGCUAGAUACAUAACAGGUCGACAUUUGCCUGACAAAGCAAUUGACUUGGUUGAUGAGGCCUGUGCAAAUGUGAGGGUUCAGUUGGAUAGCCAGCCUGAAGAGAUUGACAAUCUUGAGAGGAAACGUAUCCAAUUGGAGGUUGAGCUACAUGCCCUAGAGAAGGAGAAAGACAAAGCAAGCAAAGCCCGACUAGUUGAAGUCAGGAAGGAGUUAGAUGAUUUGAGAGAUAAACUGCAGCCUCUCCAAAUGAAGUAUCAAAAAGAAAAGGGAAGGGUUGAUGAGCUUCGAAGACUUAGGAGGAAGAGGGAUGAACUAUUAGUCGCUUUGCAAGAAGCUGAAAGGAGAUUCGACCUCGCUCGCGCAGCAGAUUUGAAAUUCGGUGCAAUCCAGGAAGUUGAGGCUGCUUUGACAAAACUGGAAGCAGAUACCCUAGAAGUGGGGGGAAUUCUAACUGAGACAGUUGGACCAGAUCAAAUUGCAGAGGUUGUGAGCCGUUGGACUGGUAUACCAGUUACACGUCUUGGCCAAAAUGAGAGUGAAAGACUUGUUGGUCUUGCUGAUAGGUUGCAUCAACGAGUAGUUGGCCAAGAUCAUGCAGUCAAAGCUGUUGCAGAUGCUGUGUUGAGGUCGAGGGCUGGUUUGGGAAGGCCACAGCAACCAACUGGUUCGUUCCUUUUCUUGGGACCAACUGGUGUUGGUAAAACCGAGCUUGCCAAGGCUUUAGCAGAGCAGUUGUUUGACGAUGAUAAGCUUAUGAUAAGGAUUGAUAUGUCCGAGUACAUGGAACAGCACUCAGUUGCUCGUCUAAUUGGAGCUCCACCUGGGUAUGUUGGACACGAGGAAGGUGGGCAACUCACUGAAGCUGUGAGGAGGCGGCCUUACAGUGUGAUUUUAUUUGAUGAAGUAGAAAAGGCGCAUCCGACAGUGUUCAACACUUUGCUCCAAGUUCUUGAUGAUGGAAGACUCACUGAUGGCCAAGGCCGCACUGUCGACUUCACAAACACAGUUAUCAUCAUGACUUCAAAUCUUGGAGCUGAGUAUCUCCUAAGAGGCCUUUCUGGUAAAUGUACAAUUGAAAGUGCUCGUGAGAUGGUGAUGCAAGAGGUGAGGAAGCACUUCAAGCCAGAACUUCUGAACAGGCUUGAUGAAAUUGUGGUCUUUGACCCUCUUGCGCAUGAUCAAUUGAGACAAGUUUGCCGCCUCCAAAUGAAAGAUGUGGCUGGCCGCUUAGCUGAGAGAGGAAUUGCAUUGGCUGUCACCGAGGCUGCACUCGACGUGAUCUUAGCCGAGAGUUAUGAUCCAGUUUACGGCGCUAGACCAAUCAGGAGAUGGCUGGAGAAGAAGGUGGUCACCGAGCUAUCCAAGAUGCUGGUGAAGGGUGAGAUAGACGAGAAUUCGACCGUGUACAUCGACGCGGCUUACAACAAGAAAGAGCUUGCCUACAAAGUGGAGAAGAAUGGAGGGCUAGUGAAUCCCAGCACUGGACAAAAAUCAGACAUACUAAUCCAACUCCCCAAUGGGUUCAACAAGUCUGAUGCUGCUCAAGCUGUGAAGAAGAUGAAGAUUGAAGAGAUAGAUGAUGAUGAUGAAAUGAUGGAUGAUUAGAGGAAUCCUUGGUUUUAACUAGUAAACUACUUAUAAAGCUUGCUUUGGCUUCUGCUAAUUUUGAUGAUCAGCAGAGUCGGGUUGAUGAACUGUAUUUUGUAAUAUUGGUCUGAAGAACUAUAAUGGAUAUUGGGCUCUGCUGCUUCCACCUUAUGCUUUGGUGGGUUAAGCGAACAAUAAAAAUUGUAAAUAGGCAGUCUGAAUGGUUUUUGGUCUUGAUAUUGUAAUUGACAGUACAAUAUCAUUUUACAUUUACAGCUGAUUUCCUCUUUUUUCUAACCUUCAAACC
This is a messenger RNA of Oldenlandia corymbosa var. corymbosa, 3348 nucleotides long. The record is from the annotation of a GenBank genome assembly. NCBI's taxonomy places the organism in Eukaryota, Viridiplantae, Streptophyta, Magnoliopsida, Gentianales, Rubiaceae.